Echinostoma caproni is the source of this 102-nucleotide messenger RNA. The record is from the annotation of a GenBank genome assembly. Lineage: Eukaryota; Metazoa; Platyhelminthes; Trematoda; Plagiorchiida; Echinostomatidae.
AUGGUACUGGAAAACGAAUUCAUUGGAAACGCGUACAUCACGCGACAGAAGCGGUGGGAAAUCUCCUGCAAACUUCACCUGACAGAGCGUCAAGUAAGCUGA